This is a messenger RNA of Austrofundulus limnaeus, 3959 nucleotides long. RefSeq names its product protein NLRC3. NCBI's taxonomy places the organism in Eukaryota, Metazoa, Chordata, Actinopteri, Cyprinodontiformes, Rivulidae. The record is from RefSeq and is a predicted model, not a curated record. The transcript is spliced from 9 exons. Gene Ontology annotation, molecular function: protein binding. Bases 89 to 3061 code for a protein of 990 amino acids.
UACAGAAACUUGAGAUAACAGUUGACUGCAGAAAACUGACUGGACCUGAUCCACAUGAAAAUGGAUUUUUAGUGGUUUGUCUCUCAGCAUGACUGAAGACCAGAUGAUGGAAGUUGGUAUGGAGGAUGAGGAGGACAGAUCCAGCUUUCUAGUCAUGAAAAGUAACAAGUCCAAACCUCCAGAGUUUAGUGAAGAGCACGGACCUUCAGAGAAAAGAGGUCAGAACUUCAGACAGAAAGCAGAACCUGCAGAACCCAGCUGUUUGUCCAUGAAGAGUGACCAGUCCAAGUCUUUACCAGUAGUCUUCAGUCCUGAACCUGGAACGUCAGACAUGCAUUCUUCAUCAGGAAAUGUCUUCAAAGGGAGGAAGAGGAGUGGUGUUUGUGAGGAGGAGCAGCUGUCCUGCUGUUCUUUGUGUCAGGACGUCCUGAUGGAUCCAGUCUCUACCAGCUGGGACCAGUCUGCUUCAUCAGGACCCUCCUCCUGUCCCCAGUGUGGAGAAAGAACUGGACUGCAGACAGACAGUCAGAGCAGCUGUGUCCAAGAUGUUGGUCUGAAGGAGGUUUUAUAUGAACAUCAGAUCAGUCUGAGGAGGAGAUGUGAAAGUGUGACUGAAGGAAGUGAUGAAACAGGAAAUAGAACUCUCCUCAACAAGAUCUACACUGAGCUCUACAUCACAGAGGGACAGAGUGAAGCRGUUAAUACCCAACAUGAGGUCAGGCAGCUGGAGACCGCAUCCAAGAACCAGAUCCUCCAUGAGACUCCAAUCAGGUGUCAGGACAUCUUUAAAGCCUUACCUGACCAACAUGGAGUCAUCAGAGUGGUUCUGACCAACGGCGUAGCUGGAGUUGGAAAAACCUUCUCGGUGCUGAAGUUCACUCUGGACUGGGCCGAGGGCUUGGAGAACCAAGAUGUCAGUGUGCUGGUUCUGCUGUCGUUCAGGGAGCUGAACCUGAUCAGAGAUGAGCAGUACAGUCUUCUCAGGCUGCUCCAUGUUUUCCAUCCAACACUCCAGAAGCUCCCAGCAGAGAAGCUGACUGUCUGUAAACUUCUCUUCAUCUUUGACGGCCUGGAUGAAAGCAGACUUCAGCUGGAUUUCACCAACAGUCAGCUGCUUUCUGACGUCACACAGGAGGCAUCGCUCAACGYGCUGCUGACAAACCUCAUCAAGGGGAACCUGCUUCCCUCRGCUCURGUCUGGAUCACUUCCAGACCUGCAGCAGCCAAUCAGAUCCCUCCUUCAUGUGUGGACAGGCUAACAGAAGUACGAGGCUUCACUGACACCCAGAAGGACGAGUACUUCAGGAGGAGGUUCGGUGAUGAAGAUCUGUCCAGCAAAAUCAUCUCCCACAUCAAGACCUCCAGGAGCCUCCACAUCAUGUGUGCAAUCCCAGUCUUCUGCUGGAUCACUGCUAAAGUUUUGGACUACAUGUUGACCACAGAGCAGAGAGGAGAGCUGCCCAAGACCAUGACUGACAUGUACUCACACUUCCUGCUGGUCCAGACCACCAGGAAGAAGAACAAGUACCAUGAAGGACUUGAGACCAGUCCACAGGAGCUGAAAGAGACUGAUAGGGAAGUUCUUCUGAAGCUGGGGAGACUGGCCUAUGAACAUCUAGAGGAAGGAAACAUCAUGUUCUACCAAGAAGACCUGGAGCAGUGUGGUCUUGAUGUCACAGAGGCCUUGGUGUACUCAGGAGUUUGUACAGAGAUCUUCAAAAGAGAGUGUGUGAUCUUCCAGAAACCAGUCUACUGCUUUGUUCAUCUGAGUGUUCAGGAGUUUCUGGCUGCAGUCUACAUGUUCCACUGUUUCAACAACAAGAACAUGGAGGGAAUGAAGAGGUUUCAGAAGAAAGAUUAUUUUUGUGAUGAUGAUCAUGAUGAGGAUGCUUUUUCAAAUUUAUAUGAAUUUCUGAACAGAGUCUUGGAGAAAUCUCUCCUCAGUAAAAAUGGCCAUCUGGACCUGUUUGUUUGCUUCCUUCAUGGCCUCUCAGUGGAGUCCAACCAGAGACUCUUAACAAGUCUGCUGGGUCAGACAUGGAUCAGUCCAGAAACCAUCCAGAGAGUCAUCAACAACCUGAAGGAGAUGAACAGAUUUGGUAUUUCUCCUGACAGAAGCAUCAACAUCUUCCAGUGUCUGAUGGAGAUGAAGGACCUCUCAGUUUAUCAGGAGAUUCAAGAGUUCCUGAAGUCAGAGAACAGAUCAGAGAAGAAACUCUCAGAGAUCCAGUGUUCAGCUCUGACCUACAUGCUGCAGAUGUCAGAGGAGGUUCUGGAUGAGUUGGACCUAAAGAAGUACAGGACAUCAUAUGAAGGACGACUGAGACUGAUUCCAGCUGUGAGGAACUGCAGAAAGUUUCGAGCUGCUGCUGAACUCUCAGAGACUUACUGUGAAGUUGUGGCCUCAGCUCUGAAGUCCAACCCCUCCCAUCUGAAACAUCUGGACCUGAGUGAGAACCAUCUUUCUGACUCUGGAGUUAAACCUCUGUGUUCUGGUCUGGAGAGUCCAAACUGUAGACUAGAGGUUCUGAGAUUGAGGAGCUGUAAUUUGUCAGAGAUCAGCUGUUCUUCUCUGGGCUCAGCUCUGAGGUCCAACCCCUCUCACCUGACACAUCUGGACCUGAGUGACAACAAAUUGUCUGACUCUGGAGUGAAGGAGCUCUGUGGUUUCCUGGAGAGUCCAAACUGUAGACUGAAGGUUCUGAGAUUGUGGGACUGCAGUUUGUCAGAGAUCAGCUGUUCCUCUCUGGUCUCAGCCCUGAAGUCCAACUCCUCUCAUCUGACAGAACUGGACUUGGGUGGGAACAGAAACCUGUCUGAUUCUGGAGUGAAGGAGCUCUGUGGUUUCCUGGAGAGUCCACACUGUAGACUGGAAAAUCUGAGGUUGAAUGACUGCAGGUUGUCAGAGAUCAGCUGUUCUUCUCUGGUCACAGCUCUGAAGACCAACCCCUCCUACCUGACACAUCUGGACCUGCGUCACAACAACCUUCAUGAAAGAGAUGUUAAGCAGCUCUUGGAUCUUGUGGAGAGUCCAGACCACCAACUGAAGAGACUGAGGUGAAAGGGAUGGACUUCUCAUGAAGGAAAGAUCAUCUAAGAUGAUCCCCAGAGGUUGAAGCAGCAGCAGAUUGAUAAGAAACUGACUGGAUCCUGAUUAGGAUGAACUUUGGCUUUAAUUGAUUUUAUGAUUACCAGAAUAUUAUAUUUGAUAGGUUGAUUACUGCAGUUGUGUUGUAUUUACUCUGAAUUAAUAAACCUAAUAUCAAGUUUUGAAAAAUCAUUAAAUUACUGUAUCUUUGAAUGGAGCUAAAAUCACUUUUUGUAGGAACAAUCUGAGUUUUACAAAAACAUUUAAGUCUUCCAGCUGCACAGUGGAACAGAAGAAGGGGGUCCAUGGGGUCAUAAAAGAUGACCAGAAGAUAGUCAGUUGCCCUCUCCUCUCACUGGAAGAGCUUCAACAUGUAAUCCAUCAUUUAUUACAAACUGUACAAAGGUCAGGCAGAUGUUACAGGACAGUUAGGGCCAGAACUAACAGAGUCAAACCCCCACAGACUUCAUCCCACUAAAAGCUGCCAAAUGGUGACUAACGGAGGAUAAUUUUAUUUUAAUUAAUCCAGGAAAUGGGCAAUAAUUAAGAAAUUGGUGUACAGUGGGCACUCUGCAACCUGCAUGGGCUUUCUUCUUGUUUUCUACUUUUAUAACUUGCAGAUUUAAAAUCUUUAACUUGUCUAUCUUGUUUGUUAGUUGUUAGUUGCACUGGUUACAUUGACAACAAAGUGAUUCUGAUACAAACACAUAUAUUGUAUUAAAGAAAUACCAAAAAAUACUGUUUUUUUAUUUUAUUUUGUACUUUAGUUCUGCCAGCAUCGCUCACAUGAUAAAUCAGGAAGUGUCAUGUUGUGAUUAUCAAGAUAUCCUAUUAUACAUGUACACGUUUAUGAUUAAACUAAUGAAGUUCA